Messenger RNA from Dictyostelium purpureum, 918 nucleotides. RefSeq lists its product as uncharacterized. The record is from RefSeq and is a predicted model, not a curated record. Gene Ontology annotation, molecular function: protein serine/threonine phosphatase activity. NCBI's taxonomy places the organism in Eukaryota, Evosea, Eumycetozoa, Dictyosteliales, Dictyosteliaceae. Gene Ontology annotation, biological process: peptidyl-serine dephosphorylation; double-strand break repair via homologous recombination. Bases 1 to 918 code for a protein of 305 amino acids. The transcript has 4 exons. Gene Ontology annotation, cellular component: cytoplasm; nucleus.
AUGUCAUCAGACUUAGACAGACAAAUCGAGCAACUUAAAAGAUGCGAAAUUAUCAAGGAAAGUGAAGUUAGAGCACUUUGUUCAAAGGCAAGAGAAAUUUUAUUAGAAGAAGGAAAUGUUCAAAGAGUUGACUCACCAGUUACCAUUUGUGGUGAUAUUCAUGGUCAAUUUUACGAUUUAAAAGAAUUAUUUAAAGUUGGUGGCGAUUGUCCACAAACCAACUAUCUUUUUAUGGGUGAUUUUGUUGAUAGAGGGUUCUAUAGUGUUGAAACUUUUCUUUUAUUAUUAGCAUUAAAAGUUAGAUAUCCAGAUAGAAUUACAUUAAUUAGAGGUAACCACGAGUCAAGACAAAUCACUCAAGUAUAUGGUUUCUACGAAGAAUGUGUUAGAAAAUAUGGUUCUGUUACUGUUUGGAAAUACUGUACCGAAAUUUUCGAUUAUCUUUCACUUUCUGCUCUUGUUGAUGGUAAAAUUUUUUGUGUUCAUGGUGGUUUAUCCCCAUCUAUUAAUACCUUAGACCAAAUUAGAGCAAUUGAUAGAAAACAAGAAGUCCCACACGAAGGUCCAAUGUGUGAUUUAAUGUGGUCUGAUCCAGAAGAUAUACCAGGAUGGAAUGGUAGUCCUCGUGGUGCUGGUUUCUUAUUUGGUGAAGAUGUAGUUCAAAAGUUUAACUAUGAUAAUAAUUUAGAAUUUAUAUGUAGAGCGCAUCAAUUGGUUAUGGAAGGUUAUAAAUACAUGUUUAAUGAAACAUUGGUAACUGUAUGGUCUGCACCAAACUAUUGCUAUAGAUGCGGUAAUGUAGCCGCAAUUUUACAAUUGGAUGAAAAUUUAAAGAAAAACUUUGCUAUUUUUGAAGCUGCUCCCCAGGAAUCAAGAGGUGCUCCAGCCAAAAAACCAGCUCCUGAAUAUUUCCUUUAA